AUGAUGAUGCUUAAUAACUCAAAUAUCAAUACUGCAAUUACCUAUCCAAUGCCACCUUGUAAUGCUGCACUCACUACUGCCGCUACCCUUCCUGCUCAAGGUUAUAACGUAUUAGGCCAACCUUGUCAUGGUCCUGCUAUUUUUAUAUCAUCAGCAAUGCCAUUUGCUCAAGUUGGUGUGCCUCAAACAACUGGCACAACUUCAGCUGGUGCUACUGCCCCUGCCGCUGCCACUAUCCCUCCUAAUAAUAUCCAGAGUUUUCCAGCUAUGAAUUUGAGUGUUUCUGGAUCUUUGACUAAUUCUAAUACCCAACUGCCAUCUAUUCAGAGUAUGCUAAAUUCAAAUUUAGAAAGUACUACAGGUACUGAUGCUGCUCCUGCACCUCUAACAAAUGCAUCUGCUAAUUAUUUGUCAACACCAAGCACUACCACUAAGAGAUCGUCCGUCGCUUCUUCUGCAACUACAAGUUCUAUCGUGCUACCUCCACUUGGCUUUACAAAUUCGCCUACUCAAACUCCUGUCACAACACCUGUUCCCAUAUGUACCUCCAUUCCUUCUUCUAGCCCUGCAAUUAAAAACUGUACUCAUGGCGCUAUACCUGUAUCAAACAUUGAUCAACAACAUCAGUUACCACAUCUUUCCACUCAAUUUAGACCAUGUGAACUCAAUACAAUGAACAAUUCUGCAUCUUCAAAUAGUUUCUCUUCUUUAAUAUUCAAGGAUAAUAAUUUAGGUCAAAAGAUAAUGACUAAUCCAGUCUCUGUAAAUAGUUCUAUCACUAAACAACAAGCAAUGAAAAACUUUUCGUUUGUACCCCAAUCCAACGAUUACCACAUUGCUAAGAAUGGUACCAUAAUGAAGAAGUCUGGCAUACAGUCCAAAUCUAUAGUAGAGAGACCUUCAACUGUGUCUCCAGUUGACAAUACUGAUAACAAUAGCCAAACAACUUCUCGUAGAAGAAGAAGAACCACUAAGGAACAAAGACAAAUAUUGAAGGAAGCGUUCAGAAAAAACAAAGCGCCUUCGAAAGAGGAAAGACUGUCAUUAGCACAACAGUGUAAUAUGUCUGAAAAGGCUAUUCAAGUUUGGUUCCAAAAUCAAAGACAAUAUAUGAGAAGAGAACAAAAUUUGAGAGCCUUACAGUUUUUCCAGAUAAUCAGUUGA
Molecule: messenger RNA, 1164 nt
Organism: Arxiozyma heterogenica
Lineage: Eukaryota; Fungi; Ascomycota; Saccharomycetes; Saccharomycetales; Saccharomycetaceae
Gene: YHP1
Product: Yhp1p
Exons: 1
Coding region: 1-1164 (387 amino acids)
Biological process (GO): regulation of transcription by RNA polymerase II; cell differentiation
Molecular function (GO): RNA polymerase II cis-regulatory region sequence-specific DNA binding; DNA-binding transcription factor activity, RNA polymerase II-specific
Source: RefSeq, a predicted model, not a curated record